GUAGGACAACCUCCUGCUUAUCCUCCUACUCAAACUUAUGCUCAGGCAGUAUAUGCCCCCUCGGCGCCUCCACUUUCCCAAGCCCCCCCUGCGCCCUCUCCGCAACGCUCUUCCUCCCCAACUUCCUCCACCUCGAAUGCGAUUGUUCCCUUUCGCCCCAACUCCAUGCCGGUCUCGGCUGCUGUACCUUGGGUACCACGUCAACGGAACCAUGACGGUGAGGUGGUUUCGCUACUCCGGGAACUUAUCAACGAUAGAAGGGAAGAGAAGGAUAGAAGGCGUGAGGAGGAGGAACGACGAAGAAAGGAGGAACAAAGCAGGAUUGACAAGGAGGAAGAGAGAAAGCGACUUGAGGAGGAAGAGGCGCGGCAAGCUGAGAAGGAAGCUCGAAUUACGAGAAUCAUUAACUCCAAGAUGGAGGAACUCGACAGACAGCAUCAGGCAAGAACCGAGGAAGAAAACAGGAAGAUCUGGAAGGAGAUCGAACGCGUGGUAGGAGAACCAUCACGCAGCAAACACGGGAAGGAACCAGCUAUGGAAGAAGGAGAGAAUCGCAUGCUCUCACAACAGAAGAUUGAAGGAUCCCCUCCAUCUCUCCCAGCUCAAGGCAAAGCUCGCAUUACUGAACCUGCGUGGCGUGGACAUCUCUCGUCUUUAGUCGCCGACCUUCUUCUCAUGGAAAUAGACAACGUCCAACGUACUCAGGACACGCAAUUCGGGAUCAUACGCCAUCCAAGUUCAUCUAAAGGUCGUGUGGACGAGAACACGACUCCUGGCGGUAACCGGUUUUCUGCUAGACUCGCCGGCAUGUUCGCCUCUGUUGCUGGUAAUGCGGCAAGAAGAAGAUCACGCUCGGUUUCACCUGCCAGACGUGCUGUGGUCGAUGAACCUCUGGGAUUCAAUCGUGUGAUCCCUGGAAAGAAGGCUGCGGUAGCUUCCUCCGGGAAAGAUGGCCGUAAGAAGUACUUUGAGGAUCUGAAGAAGGAACUGCUCACGAAGACCAAGUACCAACUGAAAUCGCUUUGCAAGGCUGACAAGAUCAAGUACUAUAACAAGAAGCAAGCCUCUGCUGAUCUCGCAGAGAUUCGCUCACGAGAUGCUUAUGGUGACGAUUCUGAUGAUGAAGGUCUCGAUAACAUUACGUCUGAUACUCAAGAGGAGAACCCCUCCUGAUAAUUUGUGGAUCCCGCUGUUAUCUGACGC
Chara braunii is the source of this 1203-nucleotide messenger RNA. The record is from the annotation of a GenBank genome assembly. Lineage: Eukaryota; Viridiplantae; Streptophyta; Charophyceae; Charales; Characeae.